Molecule: messenger RNA, 1626 nt
Organism: Lycium barbarum (goji berry)
Lineage: Eukaryota; Viridiplantae; Streptophyta; Magnoliopsida; Solanales; Solanaceae
Product: glucan endo-1,3-beta-glucosidase-like
Exons: 4
Coding region: 119-1423 (434 amino acids)
Biological process (GO): carbohydrate metabolic process
Cellular component (GO): plasma membrane
Molecular function (GO): hydrolase activity, hydrolyzing O-glycosyl compounds
Source: RefSeq, a predicted model, not a curated record
CCAGCCUGGUUAUACUGAGCACACAACUCUUCUUACCAAUAACACCUCAAACCAAUUCACAAAAUCCUCUCAAUUCCCUCUCCCUCGUCUUGAAUUUUUCUUUCUAUUCAAGGUUUCCAUGGCCAUUCUCUUUUACUUUAUGUUCCUCCUUUUCUGUUACGCCACCUUGGGUGACUAUCACAUCGGAAUAAAUUACGGAACCGUAGCCAACAACCUCCCACCACCCACCGAAGUGGCCACUUUCAUUAAAGAGCAAACUACCAUUAACAAAAUCAAGAUCUUUGACGCAAACCCAGACAUUAUCCGCGCUUUUGCUGAUAGCCGCGUUUGGGUUACCAUUACGGUACCUAAUGGCGACAUUUUAUUAGUUUCUAAACCCGAGGGUGCACAAUUAUGGGUCGAAGAAAACGUUGUUCCGUAUUAUCCACACACCAGAAUACAUCGCAUUUGCAUUGGAAAUGAAGUUAUGGCUACUGGUGAUAAAAAUCUCAUCGCUCAUUUAGUCCCUGCUAUGAGAGCGAUUCACAAAGCUCUGUUAAUAGCCGGAAUCAGUGAUAUUCAGGUGUCAACACUGCAUUCAUCGGGAAUCUUAACCCGCUCCGAACCACCCAGUUCGGGUCGUUUUAGACGGGUUUACGACCGGGUAAUAUUUGCCCCGAUGCUGGAAUUCCACCGUGAAACUAAAUCACCUUUCAUGAUUUGUUCAUACCCGUUUUUCGGGUUUAAUGAUAAAACUCUAGAUUAUGCUCUAUUUAAACCUAAUAAUGGGGUUUAUGACAAAGUUACUGGAAUGAAUUAUACAAACAUGUUUGAUGCACAACUUGAUGCUGUGUAUUCAGCUAUGAAGUUUUUGGGUUAUGAUGACGUGGAUAUUGUUGUAGCGGAAACGGGUUGGCCUUCUUCGGCUGACCCGAAUCAACCCGGUGUUAGUUUGGAGAAUGCUGUUUCGUAUAGUGUGAAUCUUGUGAAGCAUGUGAACUCUGGUGUGGGAACUCCAUUGAUGCCAAACAGGACCUUCGAGACUUAUGUUUUCUCAUUGUUUAAUGAGGACGAGCGUAACUUCGGGUUGUUUAGACCCGACUUCACACCCGUUUACGAUGUGGGCAUUCUGCGUAAUGCACAGGCUUCUCCGCCUGCUAUGGCACCAGAAAUAGGGAAGAAAUGGUGUGUGCCAAAGGCUGAUGCUAGUGAUGCUGCUUUGCAGUCGAACAUAGACUUUGUGUGCAGCUCUGGAAUAGAUUGUCAACCUAUACAAGAUGGUGGCCCCUGCUACGAACCCAAUACUAUCAGAGCUCAUGCAGCUUACGCCAUGAAUGCUUAUUAUCAAGCAAAUGGUCGUAAAAUGUUUGAUUGUAACUUCAUUAAUACCGGUGUUGUCACCAACUAUGAUCCUAGUUACGAAGAAUGUACGUAUGCUGCUUAAAGGAGUAACUGAGGACCCAGUAAGUCGCUGUCUCUUUCUUUCGAGCAUUGGAUCUCGUGGUUAGAUAAUAGAGUAUACAUUUUGGCAGAGUCCAGUGGGUUAUGAUGCUGUAACUUAUUGUGAUUUUCAAGUUUGAAGAGUUCAAUGUUAAUUUUGCAUAUGGAUGAUAUCUAUAUUUUAUAUGCAAUGCAAGCUUUUUUGGA